AUGACCGCAUCAUCAAAAGCUUCAAACUUUACCUUAGAAAAGGCGCAAAGGUUGCUCAUCAGCGCAGAGAAAACCUUUGUCAAUCAAAACCCGACCUCCAAGGCCCAGCAUAAACUGGCCAGCGAAGUGUUACCAGGCGGUAACACUCGCUCAAUACUUCACACCAACCCUUUCCCAAUCUGCAUGGACAGAGGUGAAGGUAAUAAAUUGGUUGAUGUGGAUGGACACGAAUAUCUGGAUCUGGUUGGGGAAAUGACCGCCGGUCUAUACGGUCAUACAAAUUCGAUCAUUCGGGACACUAUCAUCGCUACAGUUACCAAAACAGGUCUGAAUCUAGGCGCGACAACUAGGACAGAAUCCUUGUUUGCAAAAGCAAUUUGUCAGCGAAUCACGGCUAUAGAACAAUUACGUUUCUGUAAUUCUGGCACAGAGGCAAAUCUACAUGCGCUCAGCAUCGCUCGCAGUGUGACAGGAAGAUCUAAAAUCAUUGUAUUCAAGGGUGGUUAUCAUGGCGGCGUUCUGACCUUUGCCCGUGGAGUUGCUGAAAACAAUGUCGACAGAGAAGAUUGGAUCAUUGGUACUUACAAUGAUGUGGAAGGGACUCAGAAACUCAUUUCAGAAAACAAAGAUGUAGCGGCAGCAGUGCUUGUAGAGGGCAUGCAAGGUGCCGCAGGGUGUAUACCCGGUACCGCAGAAUUCCUGCACACAAUUCAGACUGAGGCCAGGGCUAACGGGAUGAUGUUUAUUCUCGAUGAGGUUAUGACUUCUCGACUUGCUCCGGGUGGACUUCAAUCGGUUAUCCGGAGUCCCUACGAUGGUGUAUCGUUGAAACCUGAUAUGACUACUUUAGGGAAAUGGAUUGCCGGGGGAAUGACUAUUGGCGCCUUUGGUGGUCGUGAGAACCUUCUCGCGGCGUAUGACCCACGGCCUGCGUCAGACUCGUCGGAAAAGAAGGUUCAAAUCAGCCAUUCCGGAACUUUCAAUAAUAAUACCCUGGCUAUGAAUGUUGGGUUAGCAGCCCUUGAACAUAUCUUUACGCCGAAGGCUUGCUUAGAACUCAACAAUCUGGGCGACUGGUUCCGCCAGGGCUUGCAGGCGCGCUGCCAAGGUACUAAAAUGACAGUCACUGGGCUAGGGGCAGUGUGUAACAUACAUUUUACAUCAGAAGUCGACAAAUUAGGAAUCAUCUCUGUGGAUGAUUUGGUAACAGAGUCGAACGGAGUGGAAUCAAUCCUGAAAGACUUGUUCUGGUACUAUGCCGUGCGUAACGGCUAUUGGAUCGCCAGACGUGGCAUGUUGAGCUUGAUCUUGGGAACUAGCAAAGUGGAGCUUCAAGGCUUUCUCGAUGUGGUGGAGGGCUUUGUUCGAGAACAUCGUGAUCUGCUUGAAUGA
Aspergillus pseudotamarii is the source of this 1392-nucleotide messenger RNA. RefSeq names its product pyridoxal phosphate-dependent transferase. Gene Ontology annotation, molecular function: transaminase activity; pyridoxal phosphate binding. The transcript is spliced from 2 exons. The record is from RefSeq and is a predicted model, not a curated record. NCBI's taxonomy places the organism in Eukaryota, Fungi, Ascomycota, Eurotiomycetes, Eurotiales, Aspergillaceae. The coding region runs from base 1 to 1392 and encodes 463 amino acids.